Molecule: messenger RNA, 5339 nt
Organism: Sceloporus undulatus (fence lizard)
Lineage: Eukaryota; Metazoa; Chordata; Lepidosauria; Squamata; Phrynosomatidae
Gene: SLC35F5
Product: solute carrier family 35 member F5
Biological process (GO): regulation of peptide transport
Cellular component (GO): membrane
Source: RefSeq, a predicted model, not a curated record
UCACUCCGGCCCAGGCGAAGCGGAGGCUCUUCGAACGCGUCAGCUGUGAGAGUGGAGGAGCAGAGCCCCGACGGCGGCGGCGGAGGCGGCGGCUGGUCGGAACCAUUCGUUUGAGAAAGAGGGGGGGCGGACGGGGUGCUCUCAUGCCAGAUAUUCUGAACUAGUUAUACGACUACACCAGUGUUGUGAUAAAAACAUAUCUAGAAAAUGUCCAAACAUGUAGAUAAAGUAUGUGUACCAUUCAAAAUGUCUGCUUGACACCAGUAAAAAUCCAAAAGGAAUUGAUCUUUAUCAUAAUAGAUGCCAUGAAGCUGAUCAGUGCCCAACCAUUAUUUUAACUUUAAAAAGUUACUGAGCAGAUUACAAAUGGUGUGGAUUUUUAUCAUGAACCGGAUGAACCCACAGGGCAGUUCUCCCAGUCAGCGUAGACGAAUGGCUCUCGGAAUUGUCAUUCUUCUCCUAGUUGAUAUCAUAUGGGUUGCUUCUUCUGAACUCACUUCAUAUGUUUUUACUAUGUAUAGAAAGCCGUUCUUCAGUACAUUUGCAAAAACAUCCAUGUUGUUCUUUACCUCUGGGAUUAUUGUUUGGAAACCGUGGAGGCAACAGUGCACACGUGGGCUUCGUAACAGGCAUGCAGCUUUUGUCCACACUAUUGGCGAUCGUGUUGCCUUGUAUGAACCAGCCCAGACUCUGAGAUUCUCUGGAGAGGCCCUUCUCUUCGUCCCAACACCGUCCAAGCACAGUUAUUUUGCUGCUUGUACAACUGAUAAUUCUGUGAAUAGUUCUUUGAGUGAACCUUUGUAUGUUCCGGUAAAGUUUCAUGACUUUCCAACGGAAAAAAGUAGCAACACUAAUAGUGAUAACGAAAAAACUCUUAAAAAGCCUCGGGUACGAUUCAGUAAUAUUAUGGAAAUUCGACAACUCCCAUCCAGUCAUGCAUUGGAAGCAAAGCUAUCUCGUAUGUCUUACCCAACAGUAAAGGAGCAGGAUUCAAUAUUAAAAGCUGUAGGGAAGCUUACAGCAUCUCAAGUUGCCAAAAUAAGCUUUUUCUUCUGUUUUGUGUGGUUCUUGGCAAACUUCUCUUAUCAAGAAGCUCUUUCAGACACCCAGGUGGCCAUAGUUAAUAUUCUGUCUUCAACCUCUGGAUUAUUUACCUUAAUCCUAGCUGCAGUGUUUCCAAGUAACAGUGGAGACAGAUUUACCCUUUCGAAAUUGUUAGCUGUCAUUUUAAGCAUUGGAGGUGUUGUCCUUGUUAAUCUGUCUGGCUCUGAGAAAUCUGCUGGAAGAGAUACAAUAGGGUCCUUGUGGUCUCUUGUGGGAGCUAUGCUGUAUGCAAUCUACAUAGUUAUGAUAAAACGGAAAGUAGACAGAGAAGACAAGCUGGAUAUCCCAAUGUUUUUUGGUUUCGUAGGUUUGUUUAAUUUGCUGCUGCUAUGGCCAGGUUUCUUCCUACUACACUAUACUGGAUUUGAGGACUUUGAAUUUCCCAGUAAAUUAGUCCUUAUGUGCAUUGUCAUCAAUGGCCUUGUUGGAACUGUUCUGUCUGAAUUUCUCUGGUUGUGGGGCUGCUUUCUUACCUCAUCACUGAUAGGCACACUUGCCCUGAGCCUUACAAUACCUCUGUCCAUAAUAGCCGACAUGUGCAUGCAAAAGGUCCAGUUUUCUUGGUUAUUUUUUGUGGGAGCAAUCCCUGUCUUUUUUUCAUUUUUCAUUGCAACGCUCUUAUGCCACUACAACAACUGGGAUCCAGUAAUGGUGGGAAUCAGAAGAGUUUUUGUAUUCAUCUGCAGAAGACAUCGUAUCCAGAGAACAUCUGAAGAAAAUGAACAAUGUGAAAGUCUUAUUGCAAUGCACAGUGUUUCUCAAGAAGAUGGCGAUAGUGGUUGUUCUUAGACAACAGUAUAUAUGAUGGAAUGAUAAUUCUGCGAAGAGACAAUCGCCUGGAAAGUCCUUAUGGAAUCAUGUUUCAGUGCCUCUUCUGAAUCUUUAAAUGUUUCAGUUCUUUUGAAACUUAAAAUAUACUCUCACUCUCUCUAUUCCCAGUCUUGAAUCGGUUUUAUUAAUGAGCUACAUUACUGCAGGAAAUUCCAGUCUUUUUACAAAACAAGCCUGCCUUAUAGAACUCAGCUGGUGAAAUUACUUGACACAAUCAAAAAAACUGAAUGCUGUUCUAGUGACUUUUUAAAGCUUUCCUAUUUUUGUUAAAUGCUGGAUAUUUUUACAAAUACUUUUCAAAAUCUGUAAAAAGUAUGAAUCAUAAUUUUGUACAAACUUUAAAAUGAAAAUCCAAAAUGCACCAGUGACAUGUAAUAGUACAAAUCACCAUUGUAUGAUGUAUAGGCUCUAUUUGAAAAAUAACAAAAGAAAGGAAAAUUGUUUUAAUUUAUUGAAUAACUUCAUUAUUGCCAAAUUUAUUAUGGUUCCCCAAUAUUACACAUUGUGUCUAAUCAAUAGUGAGGGUGUCUGCUAUUUUAAAUACCAGUCACAUCCCAAUAAAUUAAAGACAUUAAAGAUCUAUUAAUGUAAAAAAAAUAAUAUCCUCUAAAGAGUGUUAGAAUUCAGUAACAGUUGAUACAGGACCAAAUUAUUUCAUGUAGGAACUAAAAAAAAGAAUGCUCUGGUUUUAAAUAGUCAAGUCAGAAAAGGAGAAAAAAGUUUCUAAGCUUGCAUCAUUAAAGUGGGCUGAAUUAUGUGCAGAGGAAAUGGUUUUAUUUUUUUAUCAACUGAAAUUCAUUAUAAAAACAAAAACCAGCCAUAAUAGACUGAACAGGCAAUGAAUUACUGGAUAGGAAAGAACUGCAUCACCUUUUCAUUGUUUUAUCUGCUCCCCCCCCCCCCCCCCAACCACUUGAUCUUCUGAAGAGGAAAGUAUACAGGAUCUCUUACAGGUCAGCCCUGGGGCCAAAGAAUUCCACAUACGCUGGGAUCUUUUGAGGUAAAGUUUUUCCUCUCAACCAAAGCACUCUGUCUGCCUGACAGCUGAGUUUUAUAAUUAUGGGGAUUUUUAAAUGAAGACUAUAGUAGGACAGUUAGUAUUUGAAAGUGAGGGCCAAAAUUCUUCUGUUCCUAAAUGAAUCUUUGCUCCUUUGGAAUAAUUGAGGUACUGGUUUGAAAAUGGAAAAAAUGUCAUACAAAGGGAUACAUUUCAGGAGAGAAUAGGAUUUCCAGUAUCUAUAGAUAUAAUCUGCUACUACACUGUACAUUAUAAAAUAACUUAAAAUGACAAUGUUUUAUUGCAAAUAAUGUUUUUCCAAGUUCUGUUUGACAAUGAAUGGUGGCAUAUAUAACAUAAAAUUCCACAGCAGCAAAAGAAUUUUGGUAUCCAUUGGUUUCCUAGUGAGGGAGGAAAUUCUAUCUGAUGGCUUUCAGUUUAGGGAAAUAGCUACCAGUCAAGUGGGUUUGACAUUACUUUCAAAAUCAGAGGCAGCAUGUCUCUGAAUGCUAUUUGCUGGGAAAUAAUAGUGGUAGAGGGCCUUUACCCUUCUGUCCUACUUGUGGAUUUCUCAGCAUCACUGGGAUGCUGAACUAGACAGCACUUUGUUCUGAUCCAGCAGGAGGUUCUUGUGAAAUAAAUCAAAAUACAGACGAAACCAGAUAAUCGAAGGGCACUGCUGAAUCCAGUGCUUAAGCUAUACUCUUUUGCAUACAUACUUGGAAAUAAGCUCUGUGGAAGAAAAUUUAACUUCUAAAAAAACACAUUCUCAAGAUACACUGCAUAUUUAAAAUGUUGACACAAAAGCAGUGCUGAGCAGCUCACAAAAGCCUUUGAGCGUAGUUAAACAUAGAGAUUCAAUCCAUGAGUUUAUUGUUCUGGUCCAGAGCCCAUGACAAAUACAAUGGUUAAAUAUGGUAAUUUUCUUUAUUAAUUUAACACCACUGUUAAAUUAAAGUUCAUUGGGACUAUAAAAGCAGUGUGGCUUGGAAAUUUAGAAAUUAUGGAAUUAAUUCUAAGCUUGAGUGUUUAUUAUACUUUAAAAGGAAGGGAAUCUUUCCUGUAGCAGGUUUUUACCAGUGAAAAGAGGAGAGUUGUUUAACCAGUGCCCCUAGGUUGUUUCCUUCCCUGGUCCAAAGAAUUCCCAGCCUUUUCAACAGAGUUGCCAGGAAGGAGUGAAAUGGUUAAAAUGGCCCUUCUACAUCUGCUCAUGGGUACUGCCUUUGGACAGAAUUCCUCAAAAAGGAACUUCACAUCCAGCCCUUUUCUACUUGAGCUAGGGUGGGAUGUGUGCAGUCCUACAAAUCUUUUUUUGAUCUGCAGCUUCCAAGAUUUGUCACCAGUGGCAGUACUGUCUAGGUCUGCUGGGAGAUGCGGUCUAACAGCUCCCUGAGUGUUGCACAGUAACCAGCCCUAUACUAAGAGUAAUUGCUGGUGUUGAGACUGAAAAUGCCCAAAGAGUGGAGUUUCUGAGUGCAAUAAAGAUAGUGAAAGUAAGAACAAAAGGUAACAGUUGUGUUAAUUCAGAAAAUUGUUUGAAUUUAUUUUUGUCCCCUUCACCAAAUAAAGUGUUUCUUAGAAUUAUAUAUUUCUAGUUGUGACUGGCCAUAUUAGGAUGGCAUCACAUGCAGACUUUAAAAAAAAACUAUUUGGGGGGGGGGGCUGUCAGCCAUUGCUACUAUCAUGCAGGCUUCACUGGAGAAGUAAGUGAUUUCUGAUCUUCCAAUUGGAAUGAUUUGUGGCUUGGCUUUGGAUAAAAUUCUGACCAUUGGCAAAAACAAGUUUUUUUCUUCAGCAAAUUAACAAAAUUGCUUUAUGGAGGUGAAUUUGCUUGAAAGAUUCUACAUUUGAGCCCCUCUGGAGGUUAAAAAAGAAGAUGGCUCUGGAGCAGGUGAGAAAGCAGGCAAAUAAUAAUAAUUUGCUUCAUUACUGUUAUGCUUUUUGAUUGAGGGUGUCAAUCAAACUUGGUCAGUAAAAGAGCAUGACAGGGGGUGGUCUGUAUCCUGCCAGGAAUUACAUUUUCAUAGCAAUUGGAGCAGUAAUUUGGUGGCGGGUAUAAUAGUGUGUCUCCCAUGUCUAAUUCUGCUUUCAAGUAAGCUAGUUGAAGUGUUGGUUGGGAAGAAAAAUGCUUUUUCUGUUUUCAACAACUGAAGGUGUACGAAAUAUAGUACUCAGUUAAACGUUACCACCUGGUAAAGUUCAUGAUGUUUGUUUGCCAGAACAGAAACAGAUUAGUCCUACCCUUGCAUCGCUCGCCUUGUGCCUACCAAUAUGGGGGGUAAAAUUGGUGGUAUAAAAGAGAAGGGUGCCUCUUGUUACAAUCAAGCGUCUUUUACAGUCCUUACCUCUUUCUUCCUCUUAAACUGCAUAAUCUUACAUUUUGCCAUCCUAAUAGGGGAUAGAUUUU